AAAAAUUAAAUUAUUUUUUUGAUAAAAAGGUGUCAAUAACAAAAACAGCCGUCGUGGAUACCAAAGGUGAUUAUCAGGAGUCCGUGCCAUUGCCACCGUGCCCACCCACCACACCGCCCUAUCAGAGGCUGACCAAAGCGCUUCAAUGCGACCCAAGAUGUGGACACGAGGUGACAAUUGGUCGACGUAUUGGACUCUACAGAUUUUGUGGCGACAUUGGUCGAGGCAAUUUUUCAAAAGUCAAAUUAGCAGUACAUCAGCUAACUCGAGACAAAGUAGCCAUCAAAGUAGUUGACCGAGGUGGCUUAGAUGCAAAAGCCUUGCGAAUGUUGUCAAGUGAAAUUGCAACACUUGAAUGUGUUCACCACCCAAAUAUUUUAAGACUUUUUGAAGUUGUGGAAACAUUGGGACGAGUAUAUUUGGUAACUGAAUGGAUACGUGGUGGUGAACUUUACAAUCACAUUACUCAGGGUGGUCCGUUACGUGAAAUUCAUGCAGCACCUUUAUUCAAACAACUGCUAAUGGCAGUCAAACAUAUGCACAAUCUGGGCUUCGUACAUCGUGACAUUAAGGCUGAAAAUGUUUUGCUAUUAUCUGAGGAUCGCCUUAAAUUGGCUGACUUUGGUUUUAGCACACAACUUUUACAAGGUGCCAAUCAAAAACUUGACACAUUCUGUGGUUCACCACCUUAUGCAGCGCCGGAACUAUUUUCCGAUGAUCAUUACAUCGGUGCACCAGUAGAUGUCUGGGCGUUAGGCAUUUUAUUAUAUUUCAUGGUUGUGGGAAAUAUGCCGUUCCGUGCACCCACCAUACCAGGACUAAAAGCAGCUAUUUUGAAGGGUGAUUACUUGUUGCCAGGACAAUUAAGUCUGCCUUGCAUAAGACUUAUACAACGUAUUCUUAUUCAUAUACCUGCACGUCGACCUACCAUUGACGAUAUGCUCAACAGUCAAUUCAUUACACAACCUAAACUGAGUGCUGAGCUUAUGCAACAUGAAAUCAAUUUACGAACCAAACCUGUUAAACGUUCUGGUUUUUGGGUACGCUCCAAAUCGAGGCGUAUGCGUAAGACGUACUCAUUGCGUGAACGUUAUAUGGAAGUAACCAACAAACCACCGAUCAACAUGAAUACCAAAAAGAAUGAUGGUGUUUUUGUUGAUAAUUAUUUGCAGCCGAUUGAGAUAAAUCGGGAUCUACCUAUCGAUCCAAAUAAAGAUGCUUCCAAAACAAACACACCCAAACGUUCGUUCUUCUGUAGCACUCUUAAGAAGAAAGUCAGCCCUAUGGAAAUGGAGAAAGAGAAGCAAUUAGCACAUAUAAAUGGUUGCGAAAAACGCCAAUGGAAUGCUGAGGCAGCUAUUGAUUGUCCACUUUUUAAGAAUUAUGAUGUCGAAACUGGAAAGUUCAUAAUGCUUCCCACAGACACUGAGGAUCUGAGUCAACUGAAGCCGCUUGAGUUCGAAGCACGCAUAAUAUUAGAAGAGCUGGGUGUAAAUAGUGAAAUGUUACGCUCAUCCAUACAAAAUGGACCACGCAGUGACAUAAUCGGCGCAUAUCGCAUCAUUAUCAAUCGCCUGCAGAAGCAAUCCUGGUUGGCACGCAAACAUGUUGAGCUCGCCUUGCAAGAAAUGCCAAAAAUCGAAAGAAAGGUGGAACGAUCUUGUUGUAUACUUUAAAAUGUUUUCACUCCAUAAUGUGUACUAACAGGAACAGCACAAGAAAUAGCAGAAGGGAUAGCGUAGCUUAGAAUAUUUCGGUGCCACAUUUAGUAAAAUUUUAUCUUUAAAUCAAUUUUUAGUGUUACUAUAUACAUACAAACAUACAUACAUAUAUAUUCUGAGUAAAGUAAGUAGCAUUAAUUGAUCUCCGAUUUAACAAGACAGUAAUACCAAUAAACAAAAGUCAUAAAGCGAAAAGAAACCAAAAAUGUACAUGAAGUGUAAGGAGGGAGUAUAUGUGUAUGAGAAGAUUUUUUAGUCUAGUAAAUUGUUAUAGUCGUGCAAGAAAUUGCUGUAGUAAAACAAAUGAACAAUAAAUCCGGAAGGAGUAAUAGAGAUUACAUACUCGUAAAUAAAGGACAAAGCCAAGAAAAUAAAUUAUAAAUAUAUUUAAAUGUUCUGUGUACCAAUAAUUGAUGGUCCACAAAAUUAGCGAAAAAAAAACAAAACAAGGCGCAAGGGCGCUAAAAUGUCACAUUGUCUGUAUUUAUGUUUGCAUGUAAUUAACGAUAAAUGAAAUAAGUAUUGUUUUCCUUUUUCUUAUUUAACGAACUUUUAUACAUAAUUUGUUAAUUAUUAAAUGAAACAUUUAUUAUUUAUCGCAUAUCGUUUGAAGACACAAUAAAAAGUAUUUUGAACGUCAUUGGUCCACUUUUUUACCGAAACCAAAAGAGAAACGAACAAAAUUACUGAACGUUAAUUUUGCAUAGUAAAUUGUCUCCCAUGGAGUCGCAGACCUAUAUUCUUUUUAAGUUAAGUUACACGAUUAUUUAUUAAUAUUUUUGAAAAAAUAAAUUAAUUAAUAAAUGAAUUAUUUCGAAAAA
Molecule: messenger RNA, 2542 nt
Organism: Teleopsis dalmanni
Lineage: Eukaryota; Metazoa; Arthropoda; Insecta; Diptera; Diopsidae
Product: sperm motility kinase 1
Exons: 7
Coding region: 327-1676 (449 amino acids)
Biological process (GO): protein phosphorylation; microtubule cytoskeleton organization; intracellular signal transduction
Cellular component (GO): cytoplasm
Molecular function (GO): ATP binding; tau-protein kinase activity; protein serine/threonine kinase activity
Source: RefSeq, a predicted model, not a curated record